AGUAAGCCCUGGAAAUUUCCAAACUGCCAAACAAGGCAGGAAAACUGUAUUUAAGGCUGCCUCAAAGCCUAGCAAAUUGGACUUUACCGAUGGGCUUUGGCUACCGAUGCCUCGGAAGCUGAGACAACCUCCCACUUCGUCUGUAGCCUUCCCGGGGUCACAGGCUUACAGGAAGGGAUGAAUAUCAGUUAAAGAACUGAAAUGUACAAGACAGAGAGUCAGUGGAAGAGGUGGAGAAUGAGAUGUGUAGGAUGCUGUUACAUUUGAGCUGCAUCCAAGGUUGAACAUCUGUGGACUGGGACUCGCUGGUCUGCCACAGCCAUGGUCCAGCAGAGUCAUGGAUGUUGCCAGACCAGAGAACUCCUGUGGCAGAGAUUGGCAGCAACCGGGAGUGGAGCCAGAGAGCAGGGCCAGUGGGGCAGUGGAGUUCUCCAGUCAGCAAAGCAGCAGUGUCUACAGGACCAUAGAUCCUACAGGGCAGCAAAAUCAACAGCAAUACUGGAGCCUGUGGGGCCAGAAGGAGUUCACAGCCAUUGAAGAAGCAAAACCAGCAGAACCACCAGAGCCCACGGAGUUGCAGAGCCUGCAGAGCCCACGUGUCUGCAGAGCCUGCAGGAAAGCAAAGCUGGCAGGGUUGCCGGCGUGCAUGGAGGCAAGGAGCUGGCAAGGCUGCCGGAGCUCGCAGGGCCAUGGAGCUGAGGGUUGGCCAUCGCCAUCUGGAAGAGAGUUGCCAUCAUCAUCUGGAAGCUUGCUACCCCCAGAUAGCUACCAGCUGGUGGGCAACCAGUUCAGCGUGGGCAAGUCCACCAUCGGGGCCCUCCUUAAGGAAGUUGUGAGGGCCAUCAACUCAGUACUGCUGCACAGGGUCAUCUGCCUGGGAGACCUGAACCCGAAUGUCACAGGAUUUGCCGCUGUAGGGUUCCCCAAAUGUGGUAGAGCGAACAAUAAAACCCACAUCCCAAUCCACACACUAAGGUUACAUCUAGACUACCUGGCUCCGUCGACGGAUAUAAACUUUGAUGAUGAUGUGACUGAUCAACAAGUCAAAGCCAGCACUGCCUUUGGAAGAUUAACCAAACACAGCUGA
This is a messenger RNA of Pelodiscus sinensis (Chinese soft-shelled turtle), 1087 nucleotides long. Lineage: Eukaryota; Metazoa; Chordata; Testudines; Trionychidae. The record is from RefSeq and is a predicted model, not a curated record.